Messenger RNA from Vanrija pseudolonga, 422 nucleotides. It is a transcript of the gene LCL2, whose product is annotated as Long chronological lifespan protein 2. Lineage: Eukaryota; Fungi; Basidiomycota; Tremellomycetes; Trichosporonales; Trichosporonaceae. The transcript is spliced from 3 exons. The record is from RefSeq and is a predicted model, not a curated record. The coding region runs from base 8 to 391 and encodes 127 amino acids.
CACCACCAUGCCGCGGCUCAUCCUGCUCGCACUCGCCCUCCUCCUCCCACUGCAGGUCGCAGCGCAGUUUGGCAACUUCUUCCAGCAGGCCUUCCACGGCGGGUUUGGCGGCCAGCAGCGGCAGGAGCAGCAGCAGCAACAGCAAGGCCCGCGGAGGGAGCACAAAGGGUGGAACGAGCUGCAUGCUGUGUCGUGCCGCGCAGGCUACGUCUGCCCCGGGAGCCUGACGUGCGUCCCCACGCCGGCCGACUGCCCAUGCCCUUACCCCGAGGACACCAAGUGCGUGCUCCCCGACGACCGGAAACGCGACGAGGGCGAGGGCCCGCCGUUCAUCUGCGUGCGCGGCGACGGGUCAUGCGACGAGGCGGUGCGCUUCUCGCGGGGCAUCUAGAUGCAUCAUGCAGGGUAUAGACUGUGACAGA